AUGCUCAACUCGCCAGACGCCUUCGAGACGGCUCUGGCGUCCCACGAGCUAAGACCGAAGCGAGAUGACGAGGAAGGAGGGGAGUGGCCGGUGAGGGAGGCCAUCGGCAGCAUGAUGUGGGUGUCGACUUUCUCGCGUCCAGACGUCUCGUUCACCGUGUGUGCGGUAGCGCGCCACGCCCACGCCCCGGCGAAGAGGCACUGGGAUGCCAUCCAGAAGAUCCUCGGCUACUUGAAGGAGACGAGGGACCUCGGCAUUACCUACAAACGGGGAUCGGGGUUGGGGCUGGCCGUGUACGUAGACGCUAGCUACGCCGACACGGAGGAUAGGCGUUCGGUGUCAGGGUUGGCGACGACGGUUGGAGGUACCGUAGUCAGCCAAGCCGAAUACAUUGCUGCCGGAGAGGGCGUCAAGGAGGCGUUGUUUGUGCGUGCGGUGCUUUCGUUUGUUGCUCCAGAGACCAGUGGUAGCAGCAUCCAGGUCCUUGAGGACAACCAGGGGGCCAUAGCGUUGGUGCAGAACCUCCUCAGCUCAGGUCGCACGAAACACGUCGACGUGAGAUUUCAUUUCAUCCGCGGAUUGUUUAGGUCGGGGGAUAUUUCGGUCAAGUUUGUUCCGAUGGUUAGUUACUUGCGUGAAGAACCAGGGAGGGUGUUCGUGGGUCUGCGAACAUUGGUGUUGGAUGCAUGUGCUGUAUGAUGUGGUGUCACGCAGAUUGGUGAGAUUGCCGUUUGGUAGAGGGCACUGCGAUGAUUCACGGGGCCCCUCCUUGCUGUUGGAGACGCUCUGUUUGGAGCACUCCCUCUUUCGUCCGUGUGAAGGACGGUCGUCUACCUCUCGUGAAGUUAAUACAUCACCAAAACAGUCUCACCCGAUAAAUUGUUGGCGUAGGCCGCAAACAUAUCUUUGUGCGUAGGUGUAUGGGUUUUGUGUUUGUGUUUAUGGAUGUUUGUCUUUGUGUUUCUCGCUCGCCCUCUCGAUCUAGUUUGAGACUGGCUAUUGCUUCUGUAUGUUUCUAGCUCGCCCUCUCGAUUAUUUCGAGACUGGCUAAUGCUCCUUUAUACUUUUCGCUCGCCCUCUCAAUCCCUUUGAGACUUGCUCUUGCUUUUGUGUUGCGUACUUUCUCGCCCCCGUUUGUCACUUCUCGGUCGGUU
Ectocarpus sp. CCAP 1310/34 is the source of this 1154-nucleotide messenger RNA. The record is from the annotation of a GenBank genome assembly. NCBI's taxonomy places the organism in Eukaryota, Phaeophyceae, Ectocarpales, Ectocarpaceae.